Venturia canescens is the source of this 1338-nucleotide messenger RNA. RefSeq lists its product as uncharacterized. The transcript has 3 exons. Lineage: Eukaryota; Metazoa; Arthropoda; Insecta; Hymenoptera; Ichneumonidae. Bases 207 to 935 code for a protein of 242 amino acids. The record is from RefSeq and is a predicted model, not a curated record.
AUUUUUGACACCGCCAAGUGUCACCAACACGACGAAACAAACGGCCUCCGUUUUAAAAAAGACGCAGAUCGUGGUGGGAAAUAAUGCCGGCAGGCUGCUUGUUCGGUAAAGCCUUUCCAAGGUUAAAAUUCAGAAGCUUAAACUCGUAUAUUGCCGGAUAAAGUAUUUUCAAAAAGUCACGUUUCGACUAGUCAUUAGUUUAGCAUAUGAAAAAAAAAAAAACGAAAAAACUAAUGGAACAACAGCAAUUCGAGUCCACACGUGCAAACGUUGCUUGCACGAAAACAUUCGAAAAAGGAGAGCUCGUCGACGGAGCCGAAAGUCGAUAUUUCGUAGUCUGUUUUUAUUUUUCCAUCACCCGAAUAAUGUGGAUUGAAAUAGCGAUUGUAAUCCUAGUGUUCGCGGUCAUACUGACAGCAAUAAUAGUACCAUGCAAGCGGCUAUUAAAACUGGAUGAAGACUACCUGCUACUCGAGCGAAGUUUCUAUAGCUUGAGGACGGUCGACUUUUACGGCGAUGACGUACCGUUUGACGAGUUCAGGCGACAUAACCUCUUAGUGGUGUUUGCAACGAGUACGAACAUGUUGAUAGACAAUAAAAAUGUCUGCAAUGACAAAUUACCGAAAAAAGGUAAGGACCCAGGUGAUAAAUGGGCAGAGAAGCUACUUUUAUUUUUCCCGUGCUCGUCCCAAUUCCACGACGACAGCCCCGGACUGCUGGAUCGCACGAAACUGGCUUUCGCUCUACGCUCCUGCGACUUCCGAAUUCGAGUGUUUAACCCCGUUGAGGUUAGAGGCGAGGACACUGACGAAGUAUGGAAAUGGCUAGACGGAAACCGUUACGAUGAGAUUAAAGAUGCGUUAGACCGUGUUGAAUUUACACUCGACAUGGCCGGAAGAAUCACGGGACGUCGUAAUGUUCGCGUUCUCCCGUAAGAUGCACCGCAGCGCUGUCAAAAAUUGAGUCUAAUACCCAUCGUUGUUCACUUGUUUUGUUUUUCCAUUUUUAUUAGUUUUCUGUGUGAAGUGAGAACUCUAAUUUUCUAAAUCCAGAUACUAAAAAUAUCCUAAUUUUCUAAAAUUUACGUGAUACGUCGACUAUGCAGCAAAAGAAAAAUUCUUUCGGAAAAUAUUCGGAUUAUACUGAAACAAGGUUGUUUAGUGACACGUACGAGAGAUGGCGGUACUAAAAUACGUGACUCCUUUUUACAUAUAUGGCGUGCGUCCGAAGAACUUACUGCGAUUGCAGCAGUACAAAUUUAACCUGUUUUUCAUUGCGGUGUACACAAACCUUGAAAAUUCAGCUAAUAAAAUGGCGACUCGUGUGUCAAAACAAUUA